Molecule: messenger RNA, 1368 nt
Organism: Candoia aspera
Lineage: Eukaryota; Metazoa; Chordata; Lepidosauria; Squamata; Candoiidae
Product: PWWP domain-containing DNA repair factor 3A-like
Exons: 4
Coding region: 59-1351 (430 amino acids)
Source: RefSeq, a predicted model, not a curated record
GAACAUCCCUGCUAACAAGCCUUUAACCUGGAUCCCUGGCUAAUAUCCAUCAGGGACGAUGAUGAGUGAUGAAGAGUAUGUCCUUUGCAAGUGGAAAAAGCGGCGGUGGCCAGCACAGAUUUUGUCUAGAAGCCGGACUUCCAGAGGGCGUACUGUUCCUAAAGAGAAGCUCAGUUCCAUUCGGGUCAGAAUUAUUGCUGAGAAUAAGCAGGUUACCGUACAUUGUGACCAUAUUGUGCCUGCGACAAUACAAAGCAUUGAAGCUAUUGCCAAUAAGUUAGGUCCAAGCAAGGAAACCUCCAAAGUGGUGGAAGAGCUGACUUACCGGUGCGCCUUGAGGGAAGUGCUGGAGAAAUUGAAGGAAGAGGCAGCCCACAGAGGACCUGGCUCUCUUAGGCAAAGCAGUGGGGAGGCGUCAACCAGGGAAGGACAGCAAGAGCGAUCCUCAGCCCCCCAGCAAGGGCUUUCUCCCCAAAGAAGCCCCCGUGGGACAAAGAGGAUGGCUAAGGCAGGCCAGGCCCCUCCAGGUUCUCCAGCCACGUUGUCAGGACCUUUGGGGUCAGGAACUGAGAGCCCGUCUGCCCGCAAGCCUCCCUCGUCUGCAUCAGGAGGCCUUCCAAGUGGCAGGGAGCCGGCCUGGCAGAGUCACAGAGAUUUGAACGCCCCGAAGCCAAACAUCUCAGAAGAACUCACAUCACCAUCCCAGCACUUCCAGAGGUCUCCCCGGGCCUCCAAGGGGCACCGGCAGGUGGGAGGCCCAGCCAGUGAGGAGGCGCCUUUGGCCCAGCCAGCAAGAACCAGCACCCCGGCCUCUACUUCUCGCAAGCGUUGCCCCAGGUUCCCACCAGCAAAGGGAAGAGCCAGGGCUGCCCCAAGGCUGCGGAGGAAUUUGCUGGCCCCCCUUGCUGAAGGCUUUUCAUCCCUGCCAACGGAUGCUCUCCCAGCUGAGCAAGAGGCACCACAACCGAGGAGACGCCCAAAGACCUCCAGCGGCACCAGGUGCUCCCCACACUUGCAAGAGCAAACCCUGGCAGCUGGGGGGCCUUCCCUGAAAAGGCCACGAUGCAUGAGCCAUGGAGGGCAUGGGGACUCUUCUCCGGAAGGUGCCCCUUGGGGACCGAAAGGAGGGCCUAGCCCAGACAGGGCUGGAGAAGGAGGGCACUGCCAGACUCUAGAUGUUACAGACGAAGGUAGGAUGGCAUCCACGUGCAAAAGACUUGCUGGGGGAAUUCUGAAUUUUGGGGAGACCUGCAGGUGGUGCUGGAGUUCAUGCGCCGCCUUCAACUGCGGUGACCUUGCGUUGGUUUGGCAUGGCAUGCAGUGUGACCUCACAGCUGUUGGGGCUUCCUAACUGAGACUUACGGCUUA